AAAAUAACAAAUAAGUCAAGCAUAAAAUCGAAUCCCAAUUGUUCAUCCCUUCUUUUCUCCUUCUCCGGUUAAUCACGAUUGGUAUUGAACGGUGGUCAUCUGAUCGGACGGCUAUAGUGGACGAGGGAGGGGAGACGGAAAGGAUCGCCGCCGCCGCCGCUGCCCCCGACGUCGUCGUUUCUUCGCUUUCUCCUCUCUCGCUCUCUUUUUCCGGUUCCACAAAUUUGAUUUGUGCGAGAAAAUUUUUAGUUUCUAUCUGUUUUAUUAAAUAUCAAAGCAGUUGGUCACCAUGAACGAGAAGGCUAACGUCUCGAAGGAGCUUAAUGCCAGGCAUCGGAAGAUUCUGGAAGGGCUACUCAAAUUGCCAGAGAACAGGGAAUGUGCAGAUUGUAAAACCAAGGGCCCUCGAUGGGCUAGUGUGAAUUUAGGCAUCUUUAUAUGCAUGCAAUGUUCUGGAAUCCACAGAAGUCUUGGAGUGCACAUAUCCAAGGUGAGAUCUGCUACCCUUGACACAUGGCUUCCUGAACAAGUGGCAUUUAUUCAGUCAAUGGGAAAUGAGAAGUCAAAUAGUUAUUGGGAAGCAGAGCUACCACCAAAUUAUGAUAGAGUUGGCAUUGAGAAUUUCAUUCGUGCUAAGUAUGAGGAGAAGAGAUGGGUUCCAAAGGAUGGGAAACCAAAUUCUCCUGCUAGGGGACGAGAAGACAAGCUAUCAGCUCAGUGGCAAAGACCUAAUGAUAGAAAUGUUCCUGCAUACACUGGCCAUUCUAGGACUUCAUCUGAUGAAAGGAAGAGCAUUCAAACAAGCAGCACUAAAGAAAAUGUUGCUGCUGGGGGAAUUAGUAUUCCAGUACCACCGAAAGCUCAAGAACCUGUUGUUCCAGCUCCAGUGCCUCAACAAGUGAUUCAGAAAACAGAAUCUGUUGCCUCAGAAUCUGUCAAACAGGUUGCACAAGCUGCCUCACCACCUAAGGUUGACUAUGCUAUGGAUCUUUUUAACAUGCUUUCAAUGGACACUCCUAGUGAAAAUGGUUCAGGAGCAGCAUCUGCAGAUGAUAAUUCAUGGGCUGGCUUUCAGUCUGCUCAAGAAACUUCGACAGCAGAAGGAAGUGUUCCAUCAAAGGUCGAUGACAAUAAGAAACAGUCUGCUAAUGAAAUUGAGGAUUUAUUCAAGGAUACACCAUCUAUUGCACCUCUAAUGACAGAGAAACCUGAAAAAGAUGUGAAAAAUGACAUCAUGAGCCUUUUUGAUAAGUCCAAUAUGGUGUCCCCAUUUGCCUCUCAUCAACAACAAAUAGCAAUGAUGUCACAACAGCAGUCUCUUCUAAUGGCAGCAGCUGCUGCUAAUGCUGCUGGUGGAUUGCUAAAGGUUCCUGGAAAUACGCAACAAGGGCCAAAUGGCAUCAACUUGCUAAAUCAGAAUUUGGCAAGUGCAGGCUAUCAUCAAUUUUAUGGGAUGAUGAUGCCAGGUGCUGGAAAGAAUGAGCUGGAGAAAUAUAUGCAGAGUGGGAACUUGGGGAACGCCCAGCUGGUUGGGAGCACUGCUCAAUUUCCAGCAACGAGUGUCUACCCUGUGGGUCAAAGUACUUCUAGCAAUGGUGUAGUGACACCUGGAGUGAGCAGGCAGACGGCAUCCCCUGUUUCAUCUUCUUCCACGCAGACAGCCAAAGAGUAUGAUUUCUCCUCUUUGACUCAAGGCUUGUUCUCAAAGCAUUGAUCAGCCUGUGAGAGAGAGCAACCUGCUUAGUCAUAGUAUACCAAACGAGACAUUUACGAGAAAAGUAGUUUUCGGAUGAUAUCUUCGAUAUCAGGAUUGUACACUUAUUUGUAGAGUAGCAGAUCCGCUUUAAAGUCUUAAAUGUCUUCUUCCAUUUUUGUUUAUACCUCGGAUAAUAAGCAGUUCAUAUUGAUUGUUUUUGGAACAGUAUCUGGUUCACUCCUACUGUUCUGGUUUUCGGGAUGAAUUGGAAAUAAAAUAUUGCUGACUCACACUA
Molecule: messenger RNA, 1991 nt
Organism: Coffea eugenioides
Lineage: Eukaryota; Viridiplantae; Streptophyta; Magnoliopsida; Gentianales; Rubiaceae
Product: ADP-ribosylation factor GTPase-activating protein AGD5
Exons: 11
Coding region: 290-1714 (474 amino acids)
Molecular function (GO): GTPase activator activity
Source: RefSeq, a predicted model, not a curated record